GUUUUAUUUUUAAUACUGGAGUGGAAUUUAAUGAAGGGGAUGAAGUAGAAAUAAAAAUCAAGGGAGGGGUUCCAGCUCAUACUUGCAGUAUACAAGUUGAUCCAGAUUAUUCAGGUACUGGUGCCACAUCAUUUUCAAAUUUAGAAUCAUCACAAACAGUAACUUUGACAUUAUCAAUUGUAAGUGAUGGUGAAACUGAAGGUCUUGAAGAAAAGAUAUUACGCUAUAAUUGUCCUUCAUCAUACUAUAAAAGUUUCACAAGUACCAUAUCUAUUUUAAGUCAAGGUGGUGGUGGUGGUGAUCCACAUUUUUCUGUUUUUGUAAAGGAUAAGAAUGGUUUGGGAAUGAAGCAAAUUUGUUUUGAUGUUUCUUCAACUUAUUACAGGAAAUUGAAAAUUUUUAAAGAUUUCAAACAAAAUAUUACUGUAUUUGGUGUUCUAAAAGAUGACUACUAUAUGCAUCAGAUUGUCUUUUCUUUAAAUAAUCAUAAUUUGGCCAUUGCUCUAGAUGGAGUGUACAUUCAGGAUCAAAAAUAUCAAGACUGGCAUUCUACAAAAAAACCAAUUCAAAUUGGAGAUUUUACUGUGACUCUAGCACCUGAGAAUAAUAUAUUUUUAGUUGGAAUAAAGAAACAGAACCACUCUAAAUCUGAAUUUUUCUCAGUAAAAAAAUCAAAGAAGCUUGUAGUUGGAGAAUUUUUAGAUAUUAUCAUUCAAACACAAUUGGCAAACAAGAAAAAUGGAGGAUUACUUGGUAUUGUUUACCAAAAAAAUUUUCAUUUCUUUAAGAAUGUUCAAGACAGUGAAAAUAAUAUGGACUCUUCCGUCAUAGUAAAUGAUAGACUGGUUCAUUCCAAGAUAGUAAAGAGAUAUAAUAAUGAUUGUUGGCUACUUGAUGUAAAUGAUAUCCUCUUCCAGAAAAUUUGA
Dimorphilus gyrociliatus is the source of this 926-nucleotide messenger RNA. The record is from the annotation of a GenBank genome assembly. NCBI's taxonomy places the organism in Eukaryota, Metazoa, Annelida, Polychaeta, Dinophilidae.